This is a messenger RNA of Erythranthe guttata (spotted monkey flower), 2972 nucleotides long. RefSeq lists its product as uncharacterized. Lineage: Eukaryota; Viridiplantae; Streptophyta; Magnoliopsida; Lamiales; Phrymaceae. The record is from RefSeq and is a predicted model, not a curated record.
ACACUAAAUCACUAAGCCAGAUUAUGCCAUAAAUGACUAUACAGAUCCGAUGGAAUUAAAUAUCCUUUUAUUAAAUUGGAGUGACUUUUUUUUUAGGGGGCAUGUAUUAUUUAAGUAUUAUUAAAUAAUAUAUUUGCACAAAAAAUAAUUUAUAUUGUCUAUUAUUGAAUUAAACUCACGUCUACGUCUUGAGAGGAGAAAAUAAAUAAAUAAAUAAUAAAAUAUAAAACUGCCUUUUGCAUUUAGUGCAUUCUUAUCUCCACAACUUUUUAUAUUUGCAUUCCAAAAAAGGUAAAAUUGUACUAUUUAUUUUCUUUGGAUAUAAAAUCGUACUAAAUUCAAAUAGUAAUCACUACGUAUUUAAUAUUUAUCGCUUUAUUUAUUCAAUUCAAAUAUAUAAUCUUAUUAUCAAAAAUUGACUAAAUUUCCACGGCAUUGCAUUUGAAAUUUGUAACCAAAAGAACAAUAAUUAAUUCUUAAGGAUUACAAUUUAAAUGGUACUAAAAUUUGUAAUCCAGGAUUAGAUAUUAAAAUAAAUCCAUUAAAUAAUUUUUUUGUAUACAUAUAUAGGCGAAAUAUGUAAUUUGGUUGAAAUUCAUGCAUUUCUCUUAUUAUAUAUCAAAUUUUUGUAGAGAUAUAGAAUCACAUUAUAUAAUAGCUUCACCUCUAUAAAAAAAAUCAUUUCACUUACUAAACAAAUUUAUUUUUCUCGAGAAUAUCUUAAAUAAAUAAAAUAAUAAUAAAUAAAAUUUCUCUCUUGCAUUUCCGGUAAUAACGAGGAGAAAAAUGUCACUGUGGAAAUUAAAAUUGCAUAAGGGGGGUAAUUCUGUAAAAUCGCAGCAACACAAUUGGUUGAAUAACAUACAGGUGGAACAAAUCCAAAAAAUGGCACUUGAAAACAGUCGUCGUCUUUCUUCCCCCUUUACUACAGCCAGCCAUUAUUUUACUGUGUUCCCUAAUAUACCCCUGACUGAGAAACAAGCCAAAAAAAUGCAACUAAAAACACACACACACACAGUAAGUCAUAACAUUCCACCUCCUCAUCACACAGUCUAAGAACAAAACCCUUUCAAUUUUGCCCAAAUCCACUUGAAUUUAAUCUCAUUUCAAUCAAAAUUGGAUUUCACGAAUCUUGAAAUCACAAAUUCCCCAAGUCAAAACGCUUUUUGACACAAAUUUUUUCUUGUUUCAAUCUAUAAAUAGGGGCAUACAUUUCAAUUGUUUAUUUCACAGUCAGUUGAGAGCUUGAAUUGAAGAGCAAUGUCAAGUAACGGAGGGUAUUCGGCGGCGCCGCCGAGGCAGGGCGGCGAUAGGUUUUACAACCCGCCGGCGGUUAGGCGCCACCAGUUCAUGCUUUUAGAGCAGCAAAUGAUGCAGAGGCAGCUGCUCCAACAACAACAUCAGCAACAACAACUGCAGAGGAGGCCGAUGGAGAGGCCGGAAUCUUCUUCCGAGGCGGAGGCCGGGAGGCGGAACGACGGUGAUGAUUCGUCGCCGGUGGUGCCAUUGUAUCCGCAGCGUUAUGUUGGCCCUGGUCCGACUUUUAAUUUUACCAACUUGGAUCGUUUAAUGGAAUCUGUUACUCCAUACGUACAGGCGCGGCAUUUGCCGGAGGUGGAUGCAAGAGGACGGAGAACGCGGGAAGUGGAUUCUCUUCCUUUUUUUUACUUGGAGGAUCUGUGGGAAUCUUUUUGCGAGCGAAGUGUUUAUGGAGCCGGAGUACCUUUAGUGUUAAAUGGGAAGGACCGAUUUAAACAAUAUUAUGUUCCAUUUUUGUCAGGCAUACAGUUGUACAUUGACCCGUCACAGCGGUCUUCUCGAGCUAGAGAAUUGAACGAGGAGGUUGAUGCUGAGUCAUAUAGGUUGACAAAUAGUGGUGGCAGCAGUAACUCAGUAGGAGAUAGGAGAACUUUACCCAUUUUCAAUUUGAACAUGCAGCGACCGAAUAGGGUCUCGCUGGAAGAUAAUUAUGCCAUAGGUUCAGUUACUUCUGGAUAUGAUACUUCUACUUCACCUGGACGUCCUUCGUUUCAAUUCUUGGAAGACGAACAACCUCGUAAUCGCAGACCACUAUCCGACAAGAUAUCGAUACUUGCAUCCCGAUAUCCCGAGCUGAUCAAAUGCAGGAGCUGUGAUCUACUUCCUGCAAGUUGGAUUUGUGUAGCUUGGUAUCCAAUUUAUAGGAUUCCGAUGGGCCCAACACUAAAAGAUCUCGAUGCUUCUUUUUUGUCAUUUCAUUCUUUGUCUACCCAACCGAGACUUCGCUACCCACCUCGGUUCCAUGCUGCGAAUACUAGAGUAGAUCGAGGCUUUGUCGAUCCAAUGGCUAGGAUUUCAUUACCAGGGUUUGGCCUUGCUUCAUACAAGCUGAAAGGAUCGAUCGUAAGUCCUAGUGGACCCUACGAAUGCGAGCAAGAGACUUCUCUCUUACAUGCUGCGGACAAUUGGCUCAGAUGUUUGGAUGUUGCUCUACCUGAUUACGAUUUUUUCCGUUCUCACUACCCUCGCCAGCUCAGAUGACGUGGACCCCCACAACUCAAUAAAAAAAACGUUUUUGGAAACCACCGGUUUUAGAAAAGCCUAUUCGCUCCACCACCAAAAUUCCUGGUAAAUGUGUUGUGCAGUGUUGUUUAAAGAGCUUUUCCAGUGUUGUUAGUAUGUAAAAUUCCUUGAAAAAAGGAAUUAUUAUUAGUAUUAAUAUAAUUCCCAAAAUAGAAGAAGUAGGAUAAAUGAUGAGGUUUUCGGAAGAGAUUAUACUAUCAAGUUUUAACAUUAGUUUAACAUGGGAGAAUGGUUGAUGAUAUAUUAGUAUAGUUGUUCAAUAGGGGUAUUAUGGUAAAAUUGUCCAUGAUAGUGGCGAAAAAUAGAAACAUAUGUAACAUGUGCUUUUAGAAUGGAUGUUAUUCCUAACUCUUAUAAAGCCUUUAUAAAAUUUGUUUUUGGAACUAAAUAUUUUAUUUUAUUGCUGUUCA